ACAAGGCAAAACUAGUCGAUCGUGGCUGCAACCAACAUAUCAACUAAAUCCUCCUCAACUCGCUUCAAAUCAUGGUGUUGCUAAUGGACUUGACGCAACUUCUGCUCAUGUGUAUUUCAGCAUAUUCGUCGUGGUUCGUAAGCUACCGACCCUAGGCAGUAAUCUUAAUGGUUUAUCACCAUAAUCGCAGUUACUUACAGGCACAUAUAUCCUGUUGAUUUUCUCCUGAGAUAUGAAUAUCAAGAGCGCAAAGUUCGAUGGCGCCGUUCCAUCACGGAGGCGGGUGCCUCUCGCCGAAAGAAGCAACACUGUCUCUCCCCGUCGUUUCGCUCGCUGGUCUCGCAAGAACUCAGAUGUUUCAGCUUCGAGUCGACACGAUUCAUUAUACGACGCUGAGUGCUUAUCGGCUACAAGGGUCCAGAAAGUCUCUCCACGACCAAUCCAAAUACUCCCGUAUCGUCGACCUAAGCAGAUAGAGGUCGAAGAUCUGCGUACAGAAUCCCCUUUGUCGCGCCUCGAGACUACUCCGUUCAUUUACGGUCAUGGCACGGCACUCCAUCCUAUUUCUGAGCAGCUCAGCGUUACUACUCUGCGAACAGCUAGCUACGCAACCUCUGACGUGUCCUCCCUAAUGCACAAUGCACCAGGUCCCCUGAGUAGGGCUGACGGUAACCGUACCAUUCAUCAGCCUCUACGGAACCGUCAAUCAUACAGUCAUGACGAUAUAAACUGUGCAGAGAGCUCUGUGGAGCGCCUCAACGUUACCGUGGACGUCAGUGUGACUCGGCUGACUGGGGAGGAACCAAGAUCAUCGGUUGCUGGACUGUGCAGGAGGUGUGAUAAGCCUACGGUCUUCAAAACUUGGAAUUGCGGACGCUGCACUACGGAGAGAAUCACUUCAAACUGUUGCUUUGGGUUUCUGAGACUAUUUGAACCGUCGUGAGCCACAUAUAAACAUGCACAAAGCCACCGGAUAUGUAUAGCUAAGAACAAGGCGUAAAUUUCUGAGAGGCUUUGGCAGAUUCCCA
This is a messenger RNA of Truncatella angustata, 1028 nucleotides long. RefSeq lists its product as uncharacterized. NCBI's taxonomy places the organism in Eukaryota, Fungi, Ascomycota, Sordariomycetes, Amphisphaeriales, Sporocadaceae. Bases 233 to 943 code for a protein of 236 amino acids. The record is from RefSeq and is a predicted model, not a curated record. The transcript has a single exon.